CCGCAUACCGCGUCUUCACUUGCACAUGGAGCAGAAGAUGGAUAACAAGCUAAUACGCGGAGAUUCAGAUUCAGAGUGAAAGACAACAAUCUGUGCCACUAACAUUGGAUAAGUAGGGCACUAAGAUGCCCAAAAGUGAUACCUGGCCAGGUGGCAUUGGAAUGGAGACGAUGACUGGCAUAGACAGUGCUGGCAGCUGUGACAGUGUUGUCAGUACCAACUCUGGCUUUAGUGAUGAUAGUCUAGAGUACCUGUCUGCUGAAGAGAAGGCCUGUCUCAUGUUUUUGGAGGAGACUAUUGAGUCGUUGGAUACUGAGGAGGAUAGUGGACUGUCCAAUGAUGAAUCUGACCAACUGCCCAGCACUGGCAACCUUGCUACCAAACUGGCUGACCUUUCAGCCUCCAUGAGCAAAAGCAUACUCGACAGCUCACAGAAACGUGACUCUGAGCAACCCAUGAAGGAAAAUGUUGACACCAAACCCAUGCAGAGCUUCCUGGUUCCUACACCUCUUGUUGUGGCAAGCAGCUCUCCAUGUUCUGUACCCAGUGCUAAGACAGGCAUCCCUCCAGACAAAACCCUCAGCUCCAACCUCAGUCCUUCAAGCAAAGAGCCUGGUCACAAACACAACCAGAAACCUGUUGCUCCCCAAGUACCUUUAGAGGUAAAGGUUGUGAUACCUCCUCCAACCAAACCCAGGGACUACUCAGUUAGGAUAGCUGAAAGUCCUUUACCUAGAGGUCCUCUGUCCUAUGAGGCACUUGUUCACCUGCGGAGGAGUGCCUCCACAAAGAAGACGCCUUUAUGUCCCACAGUUGAUCAUACUAUAGACUUUGACAAGCAUCUUCCUGUCACAAUACCCCCAAACCUCGGAAAUCAGCCCAGAUCUGACCGAUCCAACUCAGAGCCUUCAAAGUUUAGGACAGGUCCUCCGGUUGUGGCCCCCAAACCCAAAAAGAUUCCUUCCAACAUAUCUGUGAAAACACAAAAUGAAGCAUCCAUAACCUCAGAUUCUUCAUACAGUGUCAAUCAUGCAACAGAUCCCCAGGUCGUGAGACUGGAAGCUUUGCAGAAGCUGGGCCUCCUGAAAGACGAACAGCCAGAAAAUGAGACAGUGGUCCCAAAGUCUCCGCCUAAAUCUCACUCCUCUUUGGACCCAACACCUAACAGAUUUACAAUAAGUCCAUCUAAUGUUAAUCCAUCAAGAAGCCCAUCGUUUUCUUAUUCUCAAGUGCCCACAGAGCCCAAGAACAAACCUCUGCAGAGCAGUGCCAGUUUCCAUCACUACUCCAGACAUGACCAACAGCCUGCGUCUGUAUCACAUCCUGCUGAAUCCAAUAGAUCUAAGACAGCCAGUCUGGAGCGCUCCGCCACCCUGGACAACCACAGAAAUGGUGGAAACUGUCCCGAAGCGCAGCACAUCACAGCAGCCAGGCCAGUGAAAACCACCACUGCAGCUCAGCCUGUACCCCACAAACCUUCAAACUCAGUUGCAUAUACUGUGAUGGUGGUGCCUGGGAUGGGAGCGGAUCGAAAAGAAGCACUCAGAAAGCUUGGACUGCUCAAAGACUAAUACAGAUAAACAGCAGAAGUCUGUCUGCAUAAAUGCAGUACUCAGAAAGAGUUCAGUACCAUCAGCUUAAAGAGAGUUAGAGCAUUAAGCGGGAACUUGGCACUCGGCAAACGGAAGCAGAAGAGGAUGAAAGAGGGAAAAAAGAGCAAUACCAGCAUUUUUAAUGUAGGUCAUGGUUACUUACUUAGUUGAGGGCAGUUUUGUUUACAAACUAAAGCUCUUAAAAAGGUUUCAAGAGCAUCUGAAAAUGCACCAUACACAUUUAAAAUCCUUGAGGCUCCAUUUAUUAGAUUACAAUGGUAUGUUAAUGUAAUGCCAUCUAAUUAGAAUCUCUGUUUAGAUGUGACAAGACAAGGCAGAAUAGCACACCAAAUCAGCCUAAGAGUGCAUAAGGAAAAAAGUAAGCAGUUUAAACAUCAAUUCGGCCUUUGACUCCAAAUCAGAUGUAGCAUUAUAUAAAAAUAACGUUUUUGCAUGCAAUAGUAAGAAAACAAACAAACAAAGAAUAUAUAUAUAUUUCAUCUACAUAAUAAGCGUUGGUGUGCACAUAAAUCAGAUUUUAGAAGGGUGGUAACACACUGAAGCAAGCCAAUUUCUGGAUUAAUUUUUACUUAUUUAUUCCUGUACAUAAAAUGCUGCUCUUCUACUUAAAAGGAAACAUCAACCCAAAAUCAACAGAAGUCACUGAUUGUUUCAUAAUUCACAGAUGUGCCUGUAAUUGGAUUGUUGAAUACAUUCCUUGGAGCAAAGCCUCAAAGAAGCACAUCAGUUAAUGCAGCUCAUAGUUGUGAAACUACAUUUUGAAAGUGUUUUGGGGUGAUAUUUCAGUGUUUUCUAAUCUUUAGUAGCUACCAGCAGUACAUUAUUUUUUAGAUUCUGAUGUAUCAAUAUCUCACUGAUUUGUUUCUAAUACUUUUUUAUACAGUAUAUAUGGUUGGUUGGUUGGAUGGUUUUAGAAAUGUGUGACAAACUGUCCAUGUAACUGCCUUGUCUAAAUACUGGAGAUGUUCAUACAGAAUGAAAAACAUUCACCCAUGAUAUUGUGAUUACUUUUUCCUUUAUGAUUUCCAAAAAUACCAAAUAAAGAAGUCUGCACUUUAAA
This is a messenger RNA of Micropterus dolomieu (smallmouth bass), 2673 nucleotides long. RefSeq lists its product as uncharacterized. Bases 126 to 1571 code for a protein of 481 amino acids. The transcript has 4 exons. The record is from RefSeq and is a predicted model, not a curated record. NCBI's taxonomy places the organism in Eukaryota, Metazoa, Chordata, Actinopteri, Centrarchiformes, Centrarchidae.